AGAUAAAGUUUUGGAUUUUAUACUGAGGCACUAGAAAUAAACAAAAAAUGACAAACGAAACACUUGGUCUUUUCUUACGGAAAUAUGACACAGAUAUUGGUGGCGGCGUGUGGCGGUGAGAGAACAUGGAGGGCGCGGACGGGAGCGACGACCUGUUGGAUUGGGAGGCCCUGUACCAGUUUCCAGUACAAAACACCACCUGGAACACUUCACAAUGGGUGCCCAAUGCAUGGAACUCCACAGUAACGAACGACUCCUGGUGGAAUUCGUCCGCGCCCUUCGACUCACCUGCCGCCCUCAUUCGCGCUGCAGCAAAGGCAGUUCUUCUAGGCUUACUAAUUUUGGCAACAGUUAUUGGUAACGUGUUUGUAAUAGCAGCAAUACUGCUCGAGAGGCAUUUACGUAGUGCUGCAAACCAGUUGAUUCUAUCGCUGGCGGUAGCUGAUCUCCUGGUGGCUUGUCUCGUGAUGCCCCUUGGCGCGGUAUACGAAGUGGCCCAGCGCUGGACGUUGGGCCCCGAGCUUUGUGAUAUGUGGACCUCGGGUGAUGUGUUGUGCUGUACCGCCUCUAUUCUGCAUCUGGUUGCCAUUGCCCUUGAUAGGUACUGGGCUGUGACAAAUAUUGACUACAUUCACGCACGAACCGCACGCCGAGUUGGUUACAUGAUAGUGUGCGUUUGGAUUGCUAGUUUCCUAGUAUGCAUUGCGCCACUUCUAGGGUGGAAAGAUCCCGACUGGAACCGUCGAGUCUCCGAAGACCUUCGAUGCGUCGUCAGUCAAGAUGUGGGCUAUCAAAUAUUCGCGACCGCUUCGUCCUUCUACGUACCAGUGCUAGUCAUCUUAAUACUUUAUUGGCGGAUAUACCAAACAGCCAGAAAAAGAAUAAGACGGCGCCAGGGAACAACGACUAGAGGCGUGGGCCCACCACCCGUUCCAGCGGGGGGUGCUCUAGUCGCGGCAGGGGGAAGUGGUGGUAUCGCAGCCGCAGUGGUGGCGGUCAUCGGUCGACCGCUUCCCACUAUAUCUGAAACUACUACGACCGGUAUUACAAACGUGUCGUCUAACAACACGAGUCCAGAGAAACAGUCCUGCGCCAACGGCUUGGAAGCAGAUCCACCAACGACAGGUUACGGAGCGGUCGCCGCCGCUUACUAUCCGACGCUGGUCCGUCGCAAACCCAAAGAGGCGGCCGACUCUAAGAGAGAGCGAAAAGCAGCGAAGACAUUAGCAAUAAUAACCGGCGCGUUUGUCGCAUGCUGGCUCCCCUUUUUCGUAUUAGCUAUUUUAGUUCCGACGUGUAAUUGCGAGGUGAGUCCGGUGCUGACGUCACUGUCAUUGUGGCUGGGCUAUUUCAACUCGACGCUGAAUCCUGUAAUAUAUACUGUAUUCAGUCCGGAGUUCCGGCACGCGUUCCAGCGACUUCUGUGCGGACGACGUGCCCGUCGCCGCCGCGCACCUCCUUAGUCCUUUCUCGAAUCCAGCUCUGAGAACCUCGAGCCUUCGCCCUAACCCGACUGACCUCAUCUAGCUACAUAUUAAGUUACAUUUUCAGAGAUAUAUUUACA
Molecule: messenger RNA, 1564 nt
Organism: Pararge aegeria (speckled wood butterfly)
Lineage: Eukaryota; Metazoa; Arthropoda; Insecta; Lepidoptera; Nymphalidae
Gene: Ser-4
Product: 5-hydroxytryptamine receptor
Exons: 4
Coding region: 126-1463 (445 amino acids)
Biological process (GO): adenylate cyclase-activating adrenergic receptor signaling pathway
Cellular component (GO): membrane
Molecular function (GO): G protein-coupled receptor activity
Source: RefSeq, a predicted model, not a curated record